AUGAAGCUACAGGUUAACGCUGUGGCGUACGCAGCUAUGGCUAUCCUUGACACCGAACCGUUGUGGCGAGACGCGCGACUCGCGGCUACUUACGUUGCAGGCUUGUCUGCGAUCGCGUUCUUUCUGUCAAUAUUGCACGGCGCACUACGCCCUCGCCUGUCAACGAGUACCGGUCCAGUCAACACCUCUCACAAGUCCACCCCAGCGCAUACGGCGUCGCCUGGAGGUAUCACCAUCUUCGGACUCAGGUUCGCUCGAACUCUCUGCGUACUCGUCCUACUGGCGCUCCAUGCAUUCGACCUCGCGCGCAAGACGGACACUCAUGCAUCAGGAUCUGGCGACCGUGGUGCUGCGCUUGCUCUCGCGCUCACACUCGCAUAUGUCUACGCGUCUACACUCGCUUUGGCAGAACUUACGUGCUCGAGCGCUCACAUGCGCAUGGCGUCACCGCAUCUUACGCUCAUCUUGCUCACCGGCUUUGCGGUCUAUGCAUAUCGCAAUGUCUGGCCUCUCAUGACAUACACGCUCAACCCAGUGGACUCGGAAGGCGCUCUUCUGUGGGUCAAGAUUACUCUGCUUGGAGUAGCAGGCAUCGUUAUCCCGCUUAUCACUCCACGGCGAUACAUUCCUGUCGACCCAGAGCGCCCGACUGAAAAGCCGAACCCCGAACAGACUUGCUCUCCCCUUUCGCUCCUUCUCUACAGCUUCCUUGACAAGACUGUCUACGCUUCUCAGCCGAUCCCCGGGAUAGCCGACUGCGACCGUGCCAAGCACUUGGUGGAGCGCAACUUCAAGUACUUGGACGUGUUUUCGGGAGCGAAGAGGCGGCAUGUGUUCUUUGCGCUUAUGGUGUGUUGGGAGUACAUCUCGCUAGCUUUCUUGAUGGUCCUCAGGGCCAUCGCCUUGCUGCUCGCACCCGUUGAUAUCAACCGUCUUCUAGCCUAUCUCGAAUCGGACGGAGAUGACGCCGUCGUUCGACCGUGGGUCUGGUGUCUCGUCAUGUUCCUCGAUCCGUUCGCAGGCGCCAUCGUAACUCAGUACUCGAACUUUGUGACCACAGCAACACUCGUCUGCGCCAAAACGAUGCUCACUCAACUGAUCUUCGAGAAUGCCCUGCGUAUGCGCGUCAAGUCCGAGCCGGCCUCUUCUUCACCAAUAGGGACCAAUAAGAAUGACGAUCUGUCUGGCAAACUGAAUAACCUCGUCACUUCGGAUUUGCAGAACGUCGUCAACGGACGCGAUUUCCUUGUGGUGGUGAUCUUCACGCCUACGACUGUCGCAAUCUCGCUGUACUUUCUGUACGGUAUCCUCGGGUGGAGUGCCUUCGUCGCUUUAGCAGUGAUGCUCGCCAGCCUGCCCCUCCCCUUCCACCUCACACGCGCCCUUCAAACCGUGCACCGCACCCUCAUGCAAAAGACCGAUGCGCGCGUGCAGAUCGUGUCUGAGAUGACAGGAGCGUUGAAGAUGGUGAAGAUGUUUGGAUGGGAGAGGAAGAUGGCGGAGAGGUUGGAGGGCAAGAGGGAGGAUGAGUUGAGGUGGUUGAGGUGGAGUGGGUUGAUUGAGUUGGGCAAUGAUAGUGUUACGUUAGUGAUACCAGUCCUGCAGAUGACGGCUACCUACGUGGUUUUUACAGUCGUCAUGGGCGGAAAACUCACGCCAUCGAUCGUCUUCCCAUCUAUGUCCGUCUUCAUGCUCCUCCGCCAACAAAUUGGAUCAUUCUUCUACUUCGCCUCGCCUCUCACCAAGACCAAGGUCUCGCUCGACCGCAUCACCGAUUUCCUUCGCGAGACCGAACUUCUCGAUCAGUUCACUUCCGAAGAUGUCGUCUCCUCCACCGUUCCACUGCAGGACGACUCAAACAUCGGAAUUCGCGACGCCUCCUUCACCUGGUCCACAUCUCCUUCGCCCAACGCGUUCACCCUCCGCGUCCCCGGCUCGCUUACCUUCGAGCGCGGGAAGAUCAACAUUAUCACUGGCCCGACCGGAUGCGGCAAGACGAGCCUUCUCAUGGUGCUUCUCGGCGAGAUGCACUUUGCGCCGCUCAGAUCCGGCGCACAAGUUAGCCUUUCCCGCUCUGGCGGUGUCGCGUACGCUGCGCAGGAGAGUUGGGUCAUGAGUGGCACUAUUCGGGAUAACAUCCUGUUCGGGGCGGAGUACGACGAGGCGCGGUACAAGAAAGUGAUCUAUCAGUGCGCCCUCAAGCGCGACCUCACGGUCUUCCCCGCUAGCGACCGCACCGAAGUGGACGAGAAAGGCCAGACGCUCAGCGGCGGGCAGAAGGCAAGGAUAACGCUGGCACGCGCGAUCUACUCCUCAGCGGAUGUGUUGCUGUUGGACGAUGUGCUUGCUGUUCUGGAUGUCCAUACCGCGAGGUGGAUUGUGGGGAAGUGUUUAAAGGGCGCCUUGGUUAGGGUAAGGACUGUGCUGCUCGUCACGCAGAACAUCGCGCUCGUGGGCCCCAUCGCGAACUUCGUCGUCGCGUUUGGUGCCGGCGGCGAGAUCGUGGCGCGUGGUUUCCACGCCAAAGUAUUGUCCAAGGAUCCCGCGCUCGUGGCCGACGAGGCUGUCAUCUCCGAGGAGGUAGAGGAGAGGGAUGAUAUCGAGGGCGAGGAGGAGCCCGAGACGGAGUAUGUGGCGGAUGGGACGCUUGUCGUCGAUGAGGUAGUGGCGAAGGGGCAUAUUUCCUCGCGCGCUUUGAUGCUCUUUUGGACCUCCCUCGGCGGCGACCAUCCGGUCCUGUUUUGGUUUAACUUCGUCAUCGGCAUGCUCGCGUACCGUGUACUAGCAGACCUUCAGCCGUUCUGGAUGGGUUGCUGGGCUGACGCAUACGGUGUACCUGGCCCCCUGAUGGACGCCAUCCUCGGCACUACCCUACGCUGGGUCGACUCUACGCCCUCUUCCCGUAUCAUCACGCGCUGUACCAAGGAUAUCAAGGCAAUCGAUGGCCAACUCGCCUUUCAGUUCAAGUGGCUUGUCAGUGUCAGCGCCCAGCUGAUCGUUCAGCUCGUCGCCGUCGUACUCGUUGCGCCCGCGAUGCUCUUACCCGGCCUCAUCAUUCUGGCUCUCGGCGCCUGGGUCGGGAACGUGUACAUGAAGAACCAGCUUCCGGUGAAGAGGGAGAUGAGCAAUAAGAAGGCGCCCGUUCUCGGUCACUUCAGCGCCGCUAUCGCUGGCUUGCUAUCAAUCCGUGCAUACGGUGCACAGGAGGAUUUCCGGCACGAGUCGUACAGGCGUAUUGACGAGUACACCCGCGUUGGCAGAACACUAUGCAACCUGAGCUGCUGGGUUAGCUUGCGUAGUGAUACUCUCGGUGCUCUUCUAUCGUCGACGCUUGGCGCCUAUAUGGUCUAUGGACCUGGCGCUUCUACGAUCGGCGCCUCGAACGCGGGUUUCGCGCUUGCUAUGGCUACUACUUUCAGUCAGCUGAUCUUAUGGCUCGUACGCGUCUACAACGACUUUGAGGUCGAGGGCAACAGCCUCGAGCGCAUACAGGCGUACCUCGAGAUCGAACAGGAGCAGAAGCCCACCAUCGAGUGUCAACCUCCCGCGUCCUGGCCCUCGAGUGGCGAGCUCCACGAUGAGAACCUUUCCGCGCGCUACUUUCCCGACGGACCCGAGGUAUUGCACGGCCUCAACUUCAACAUGAAGUCGGGCGAACGCGUCGGCAUUGUCGGACGUACCGGUAGCGGAAAGAGUUCUCUGACACUCUCGCUACCACGGUGUAUCUUUACCGAGGGGAAUGUGCGUUACGACGGCGUCGAGACUGCCAAUCUGAACCCCGACGAGCUGCGCGCGAAGAUCGUACUGAUGAUUCUCAGGGAAGAGUUCGAUCGCGCGCAGGCUGCGAUCCUCGAGAUCGAUGGUGGCGGACUCGGUCUUCUCUCGUGGUCGUUCGAAGGCGCCGAGGACUGGUUCGGCGGGCGUAUCCAGAUCAUUACCGCACCACCUCCGCCGGCGGACGCCACGCAAAAGCGCAAGCACUACGAGCCGCCGCUCGAGCUGUUCGCGAGGAAGUUCGUCUUGAUGGGUCGUGUCUUCAUCCCGUUCGACGCGAAGGAUGGGCACGUAUAUGCUGUUGAAACGGAUGAGGACUACGAGCGGGAUCCUAUACCUGAUAUGGGAGACGGACUGCGGCAGCCCUUCUGGGAAUUCAUCAAGAAGCACAACCCUUUGGCACUUAACUACCGACAGGCGUUGAGUAAGUGGGCUACGAGGUUCGACCUCGGACUGUCAACCUCAAUCCCUGUGCUUGAGUUUGACGAGGAGAACAUCGACUACAUUGAAGACGUCGUCCCUGACGGCGUCAAACCUGGUAGCAACGUGCCGACCGAACAAAAGAUGACCGAUGGUAUCGGCUUCAUGAACGGCGCAGCUCUUUCAGCAAUCGCAAGGCGUAUACAUCUUGCCAAUCGACCCGGCGCUGUUCAAGGUCGUGUAGCAGGCAGCAAGGGUCUCUGGCUACUUCACCCAACCGACCGGUCUCUAGACGAACCGCCUCGCGUAUGGAUCCGCCGCUCCCAACAGAAGAUCAUUCUGCACGAGCUCAGCCGCGCCGACCGCAUCUUCGCCCUCGUACAGCCUUCGCGCGUCUUCACGCCCGGGCAUCUUGGUAUGCAACCAAUCUUGAACCUCGCGCAUAACGGUGUUCCUGCUUCAGCGUUCGAGGACCUGAUGGGCACUAGUCUGCGCGCGGAGGCAGAACCAUUCACCGAUUGGACGCGUCCGCACGCGAUGCCGCUUCUUUGGGCCGCCGCCGCUCGAGCAGGCAGCGUGCCUUCGAUACGUCUGCGUCGUAUACUUCCGGAUGGCACGGCACGCGCUAUGGGUCUUGCAGGCAGGCUUGACGCCGAGCGCUCGUACACCGCAUCCGGAGGGACCGUGGACACGGUCAUCGAGACGGAGAGCCAAUCCGACGUCGUUGAACUAGACCCAACAUUCAAGGUUGUUGUAUCCGGAGAGCGCGGUCGCGGCGCGCCUGACAAUCUCCAUGAGACGGUCAUGGAACUCAUUCAAGCCGGAUUCACGCCUCAGGAGUCGGGGUACUUGCACGGCAAAGUGCGAUUCAUCUUGAAGGCUGUGAUCGAGGGAUACGUGAGCAAGUACCGUAUUCUGGUACCACGCUCUGCGGAGGCGUAUAUUGUGGCUGAUCCGUUCGGCUAUCUGGCGGAGGAUGAGGUCCACUUCCGCUCGUCGAAAGAGCUGGGCGAUCCUCUUGUCGACUCAGACCCCUUCCUCGUUACGGGCGACGUUCUGAUCAGCCGUUAUCCUACGACAGUCGCCUCGGACAUCCGCAAAGCACGAGCCGUUACGCAUCCUGCGUAUGAAAGCUACGUGGAUAUGAUCAUACUGCCUAUCCGGGGUCCCCGCUCCUUCGCGAGCUGGCUAGGCGGCGGCGAUUACGACGGUGACAUGGCCAUGAUUACAUGGGAGCCGACACUCGUCGAACCCUUCAAGAACGCCCCUCAGAUCGUUGAGCCGGCGCCCGGCUUCAUAGAGAAGAACUUUGACUCCAGCGCGACGACCGUCCAGGACUUCGUUGCACGUUUGCAAGGUGACCGCGCGGCGCUUGGGACCGAACUCCUCGAAACAUUGCUGUCAGGCAUGCGAGACCGGCGCGUAGGCCUAUACGCGCGCUUCCACGACCUCGCUAUCUGGCGGUUAGGAUAUGGUCACCCUGCCACGGAGCGAUUGGCACACAUGUUCGUCACUUGUCUGGACGCGAACAAGACAGGUCUUCGCACCCUGGACCACGUAUUCAGGGCGGAUGACCUGGCUUGGAAGCUCCAGAAUCUGCCGGCGUGCAUGGCGCCACAGGUCAAGGGAGCGUAUGCGGGCUUCUCUGAGGGAAGCCCCUUUAUCCUUGACCUCCUGCGAAGCCGUGGGCAGGCAUUGGAGAACGAAUUGCUCGGUGUGUACGACCAAUCCGGCCUUAACUUCACGCGCGACGAUACCCUACUCGAGCCUGCUCACCGCGCAGAGCUGUACGCUCGCAAGAUGCAACGUGAUCUCAGGCUUGAUCUAUGGGUACAAGAUCUCGACCGCCUUCGGGAGUUCGUCGACCGGAUUCGCAAAGAGUGGCCGUCGGCUUCCUCGAGUUCUCCGCGGAAACCGCGAAGCGCCGAAGACCGUACGGCAUCGAUUAACGCUCUAGCGCGUCGCUUUGAGCAUGACGCUCCGCGACUGGAGAGUUUUGCACUUUACUCGGCCGCAGAGCUAGCCUCACUUCGCGCGUCGUUCGCCUAUGCCGCUUGUCCGCAGGGCAACGAGACAUUCGCUUUCGCUGUCGCCUUCUCAGACUUGUGUCGCAUCAAGGCCAGUGCUGACGAUGCGGCUGUCAUUGUGAGGAGCAUUGCGGACGUGCUGACGAUGCAACGGUCCACGCGCGCGGCACUAGGAGGCAACGUCGUGAGCUCACAGCCGUCGGCGUAUUAUUUCUAUGUCACAUCAAUCUAG
Molecule: messenger RNA, 6453 nt
Organism: Peniophora sp. CBMAI 1063
Lineage: Eukaryota; Fungi; Basidiomycota; Agaricomycetes; Russulales; Peniophoraceae
Source: the annotation of a GenBank genome assembly